Messenger RNA from Blepharisma stoltei, 717 nucleotides. The record is from the annotation of a GenBank genome assembly. Lineage: Eukaryota; Ciliophora; Heterotrichea; Heterotrichida; Blepharismidae.
AUGGAACAACAAGAAAUACAAAAUGCUCUAAUUAAUACAGAAAACAACAUAGAGGAAGCUAUCCAGCUAUUAAGUAAUCUUUCAAUUUCUACAUCACAAGACCUUGCCUAUCGUUAUGCUCAGGAGCUGAUAACUAGGUUUGAUUCUAAUACUUCCCGAGAAGAUGCCAUUUCAAUUACGUCACAGAUGUUCAAUGCAUUUUAUGAGGAGAAAACAAAGCAAAAUUUCUCAAUAGGACCAGAUGAGACAAAUUUAGUCCAGAAACUCGAAGUUUUAUUGCAGGACAAUUCGAUUUUGAAAAAAGCUGUGGUAAAAAUGAAAGAAAAAUGUGAUCAGGCAGCAAGAAUUGAAUUGGAAAAUCAGCAGCUUAAGGCGGAGCUUCAGAGAGAAAGAAUGACGAACUACGCGCUGAGGGUUCAUCUUGAAAAUGAAAUUGCUAACUCUUUCUCCUUAAUUGAGAAAACAAAACUAUUGGAAAAAUCCCUAUUUUUGUCAAAAUUUACUCCAUUCAAGAAAAAAUUAAUGUACUUGCUAUAACGAAAUUCCGAGCAUAUUCAAAGAAAUUUAAAUUUAUAUAUAAACUAAAAUUAGAUUUAAAAUGUAAAAAUUUUUUUAAAAUAAUUUAUUCACCAUUAAGAGUGAACAGAAAAAUCUUGUCAACUCUUAUUGGAGGGCAGUAAAGACAAAAAUAUAGAAAAAGGCCCAGAUGUUUAUUAA